AUGCCUCAUGAUCCAACAGCCAGCUUUGACUUUAGUUCUACAUACGAGUUUGAGAUGCUCUGGAACAAUAGCAACGAUAUUGCUGAUUUUUUACCUGCGUCGUUCUUUGACACCGACUUUUCAUUGUCUGAUAUCUGGCAGACAGAUAAUCAUAGAGUCAAUAGCUCGAUGGCACCGAUUUCUCACACCGAGCAAAGCGGACAAGACUCGAUACCCAGGAACGCAGAUGAACCCCUGUCUUUCAUUUCGCUUCCAUCUAGACUCCCACCUUUAGAGCCAGACUCUCUCUCCUCGCGCGAUGAGAGGCUACCACACAACGAGUUAGACUCACCGGGAGGAAUUGACCCUGUUACUGACACGGAAACUGCAUUGCCAUGGAAUAUUUCCGCACUUGCAUAUGACCGAAUCUCCGCUGGUAUUCGAACAUACGACGAUAUUUUGCCCACCGGUUUUCUCAUUCCGUCCAGGCAUACCAUUUCGCGAUACAUUUCGGGCUAUUUCCGAGGCUUCCAUGAGCAUUUUCCUCUCAUUCACCCCCCUACUCUUAAAUUGGACAAUAUAUCACCCGAGCUUCUCCUUGCAAUGGUCGCGAUGGGUGCAUUCUGUCGGGUCGAGAAGAGGAAGGGAUAUAAGCUUUACUUGGCCGCCAAAGCGAUCAUAAUGCAUCACCUUGGACUGCGUACCCGGCUAUCUCUCACACGUCUUGCAAGAGGCUCAUCAAAUCAUCCGAGAAAUAAGGUUUCUAGAUCAAAUUCCACCAAUAUCGAUGGAGACGAAGGGUCUGAUCACUGCCAUUUUCCUACCAAAACGACCACUUCUCCAUUAGGGUUACAAACACUACAAUCCCUUGUCAUCUUAAUAGCAAUGGCGAUGUGGGCAGAUGUGCCUGCUGUACAAGAUGCUUUGUCAAUGGGAAGUCAGCUUGCAAUGCUUACCCGAGAAGCCGGGUUGGGACAACCAGAUGGAAUAGUUGGAAGAUGCACUUGGUCAGAUUGGAUAAACCGGGAAGAGCGCCGACGUACUCUUUUCGUAUCUUACACCCUCCUGAACCUCUGCAGUAUCUCCUUCGAUGUGCCCCCCUUGAUCCUGAACCAGGAAAUCCGACUUUCGCUUCCCCACUGUAACACAGAAUGGGUGAACACAUCCGCAGCCGAGUGGCAACACACAAGGGAAACAUAUGGCCACACUGAGCGACAGUUCCAGUCAACUCUCACGGACAUGAUGGCCGGAACAGACGUCCAUCACGAAGAGCCACUUUCUGCGCUUGGAAAUUAUGCCCUGAUAAAUGCGUUGAUCCAGAGCAUAUACUUUGAGCGACAGAGCACAACCAGCCACACGAUCCGUUUGGAUAUCAUGAAGAAAUUCGAGUCUGCUCUCCAGACAUGGCAAAGGUCUUGGGAAGCAACCCUGGAAACUUCGCUUGACCCUGAGUCUCCUCGGGGGCCUCUCGGAUUCAACUCGGCCGCCUUGCUGAGACUCGCAUAUCUCCGUCUCAAUGCCAACCUCGGCCCAUGUCGAAACCUGUUAUCACAGGACCCACAGUCAAUCGCUCUUCUUUUCACAAACAACACACCAUUAUUUACGCGCUCCUUACACAUCGAUCGGGCUGUCCUUCAAUGCAUCCACGCCCUUAGUAUUCCAAUUCGGGUCGGCGUCGCCUUUGCCGCGUGUACACAGUCUGUGAAUGGGAGUAUCCAACAUCCUCUCUGUACACUGGAAUGUGCGAUUCUACUCAGUCGUUGGCUAGGUAUUAUUUCCGACGUGGUAGAAGCGUCGGGGCUGGAAACCCUACGAGAAGACGAACGAAAGCUGCUUGGGAUGAUUGCCAGCCUCAUAAGAGAAACGGAUUGGGCAGAUACGCUGGAAAGCAAGGAGGCAGAUAGUUACUGUAUCCGUCGGAUGGCGGCGACUGUUGUGAGGCUAUGGGCUGAGACAUUCCAAGGUGUGCAUAUAUUCGAAAUUGUUCGAGUCAUUGGGGAGACGCUGUCUAUCGUCGCAGAGAUCCUUGAAAAAAGGCUAGAGCCACAAGAGAAUCAUCUGUAUAUAGAUUAA
Penicillium hordei is the source of this 2052-nucleotide messenger RNA. RefSeq lists its product as uncharacterized. Gene Ontology annotation, biological process: DNA-templated transcription; regulation of transcription by RNA polymerase II. NCBI's taxonomy places the organism in Eukaryota, Fungi, Ascomycota, Eurotiomycetes, Eurotiales, Aspergillaceae. Gene Ontology annotation, molecular function: RNA polymerase II cis-regulatory region sequence-specific DNA binding; zinc ion binding; DNA-binding transcription factor activity, RNA polymerase II-specific. The transcript has a single exon. The coding region runs from base 1 to 2052 and encodes 683 amino acids. Gene Ontology annotation, cellular component: chromatin. The record is from RefSeq and is a predicted model, not a curated record.